GGGCCACUUUGGUCGCUGCUGCUUGGAGGUGACGAAAAUCGGGGCGGGAACGCUCGUUGCGGUCAGACUGAUCCAUCGUGGUUGCUUUCAAGACCCACCCCUAUGACCACCAACUCUUGCGAGCGACAGCUUGACGCAGCCGGCCGCCAUCACCCCUGUCUCUCGUCAAUGGACUCGCGGCGAUGCCAACACAAGGGCAUCAACCAACCGCGGCAGAUGACCCUGCGAGCUCCGCGGCACAGGUACGCAAGCUCGCCCCCUCGUCGACGCCUGCAGUCCCAUCAACCGCUCGCAAUGCCCAAGGAGCGACCAAGCGCAUCUGGGCGGCAUGUGAGCCAUGCCGGGGGAAGCGAGCCCGCUGCGAUGGCAGUCUGCCUUGCUCUGGCUGCCUGCUGAGCGAGUCAAGCAAGCUUGGUCUGACGCUCGAGCAGUACCGAGGACAAACUGGCAGCGCGCUGGGGGAGCAGAUCUUCCGCAACAGUGCCGCGAGGUGCCACUUUAACUGGAACAGGAAGAAGCGAGGCCCAAGAUCAAAGACAGGAGCAGUGGAUGGGUUGGGUGCAGCAACUGCGAGUGUGCAAACGUCCGACGAGCGCGGCGCUGCCGGGGCAGAAGGAAGACAGGCUGAAGCGACGGAAGCACAACCGAUCAAGAAACACAAGACGAAAAGGAACCCAUCCGGCCUGCAGAUUGGCAUGCCACGCUCGGCUCAGAGUGCUGGGUUCGCCUUUCUCGAAGCUAAGCGACAAGCAUACGCGAGCGCCAGCAGCGCGACAAGCCUGCCGCGCUCUGCCUCCCUGUCUUCGAAUGGGUGCGAGCCCAGCUGGUCGCCCGUGCUGGCUCAGAUGCCCGCACUAUACCACAGUGACAGCAGCUCUGAAUUGACUCCGUCCAGCGAACACUCGAUUGCACUCAUCACACCUCUUGACCACCCGUCUGCUCUCUCAGAGCCUUUGCUGGAUGGUCUUGAGGCAAAGGGGCCUGCGCAGUGUGAGCACACGCGGUUGUAUGCGCCACCGGGGGCCGCGCUGCUCCCAAGGUGUGCGACAGACAGUGCGACCGCAAAGGCGACGCUCCUACCCGUGGCUGAGCAGCGAAUGCCACCACCGCCACCUUGUCGGCCGAUGUACCUGUUCGCUGGCAAGCAGGGUUCCGAUUCGCCCGACAGCGCGCAAUCGUCACCGGGCAGCGGGAAUAUUAGUGGCGCGUCGUCAGCUGCUUCUCGGAGCCGCAGCCACAUACAGCUACCUUCCUUGCAAGAGCUCUCUCUUCGCUCAAACCCUGUCCUUGGGCUGCCCCCACGCUCGAACUGGUCACAGCCAUAUGCAAAUGGCAACCUUGACGGCAUGGGAUCUGGGGGGGUACCCACUACCUUUCCGCCACAUGGCGGGGCACCGACCAAGCGCAAAGCCUCGCAUUCUCGGGCGCUCCUCGCCAAGCUUUCGCGCUUUUACGCGGAGGAUGAUUUGCCUUUCAUUGCACUCUCCAUGGCACAAUUUGGCGGGAUGGACGCCAUGUGCAAGCUCUUUCCGUCCAAAUACCUCUUUGGUGACAAUAAGAGCAGCAAUCCGGCCGAUGGUAUCGCGAGCGUGCCUGAUCACAUCCAACUUGCGCUUCUCUCCCUAUUGGCACAUCGCUCCUUGCUGACCCCCGCCAGCUCCAGCUCGCGGGACUUGGACCUUGCGGCGGCUACGUCUGCAUCUACCUUAUCGGAUACUUCAUGCACCACCUCUACAGGGCUGCCUAUUACUUUGCCCUUGCCGCCCUUGAUCGGCUACGAGGGCGUAGACCUGGUAGGGAAAUCGCGGGACAGCAUGUUAUCGUUCGCAAGGCGUUCAUACGAACACGCUGCCAAGCUCCGUGAUGCAGAGCUUCGACGCGGCGUCAUCGACGCGCGCAUCUUGAUUACCGGGUGGGCGCUCGACCUUGCCAUGUCCGAAGACGGCGCGGGGACUGCGACUAUGACUGCAUCCAAGGUGGACCUCGUUCGGAUCGUCCUGGCUUGGAAGCUGCACCUGAUGGACGCGCCACCCGACGCGGCCUCGCCGCUGAUCCCAGAAGCGCUCACCCCAACCAAAGAAUCACCGUGCGCUUUGGGUGAUGGACGAUUCUCUGUCAACGAUGCGGUGGAGAAGGAGUCCAUCCGCAGGAUUGUUCAUGUCAUCUCCGCUUCUUUCGUCUGGACGAGCACGAUCGACUGCUCGGCGCCUGCUUUCGACAUGUGCUGCAUGCAGGUGCAGUUUGCUGCCGACGACGAUAUGAUUCACGCAGACUCGGCGUGGCAGCCCGAGCGGCGCAGCCGCGGAGAGAGCUUGCUGCGGAGCACGCAGUAUGCGUACAAUCUCUUCUUCCGAGUGACAAGGAUGCUGCACACUCCAUUGGAUGACCUCGUUAACGGCAGGGGGCCAGAGACGGACAUUCAAGGCGCAGUGGACGAGAUUGAAGAUGGCAUUGCUUGGGUCAAGCGACACGCCCAAGAGCUGCACGUUGGCAACCUCCACGACACGUUGCGGGUGACGCUGUUCAUGCACACGCGCAUUGUGGAACUGAAGACGUACCGCCUGUUCAGUGUGCUUAGCUCGUACAUGCAGAUGUGCUUUGGAUGUGAUGCAAAUCAAGACUUGGGUAUCGGUGCGACGCUCCUGCAAGACAACAGCGACAAGCUGUCCUCGUUCAACAAGUUGUCCGGCGCGACGCACCUGGGAACGCUGCCCAAGCGCCGCCAGUCUGACAGUCCGAAUCCCACCGCACGGCUGCGCUUCAGCAAUGACCCAAAAGUCGCGUGCUGCAGCCUGCUGUGGGAGGUGGAAGAAGUGGCGAACGUCAUCAUCGCAAUGCUGCAUUCCUCCGUGCCUCCCAACGCCAAGGAGGUCGGCACGGCGGCCGGCGUCACAAUCGAUGCCAGCGUGCGGGCGGUGCGCUGGCCGCGGCACCUGCGCAUCUUUGGGCAGCACGCGUUUGCGAUGGCUGCCGAGGUCCAUGCGCUCGGAUCCAGUUGGUCGGAGCUAGUCAGCUCGCCGGAUCCGCUAAGGCGCUCGCCAAGCAGCAGUGCGGACAUCACCGAGUUCAACUUCAACGAGUUUAUCGCCGGCUUCUGGCGCAUCGGCUCAACGCUCAUCACGUUGCUGCGAGCUCUGGAAAAGACGGGGAGUGCGCACGCCGCCCAGACCGCCGACAAGCUCGAGGAGUACCGGCAGGAACGAAUCAAGUGGAUGCUCUCCCAGGGCGGCUCUGCGUAGUAGCGAAAGAUUCCGCGCAGAAGGUACCGCGCACCUUUUUCAUUUUACUUUUACGACCGACAAAGUCAUGGGGCCACAACAUCUAUUUAGGGAGAUUACAUUUGUACCAUUCGCAAAGACGUGGCACCGCGCGCU
Tilletiaria anomala UBC 951 is the source of this 3374-nucleotide messenger RNA. RefSeq lists its product as uncharacterized. NCBI's taxonomy places the organism in Eukaryota, Fungi, Basidiomycota, Exobasidiomycetes, Georgefischeriales, Tilletiariaceae. Gene Ontology annotation, biological process: response to xenobiotic stimulus; regulation of DNA-templated transcription. The coding region runs from base 183 to 3239 and encodes 1018 amino acids. Gene Ontology annotation, molecular function: zinc ion binding; DNA-binding transcription factor activity, RNA polymerase II-specific. The record is from RefSeq and is a predicted model, not a curated record. The transcript is spliced from 3 exons.